Cuscuta europaea is the source of this 1428-nucleotide messenger RNA. The record is from the annotation of a GenBank genome assembly. Lineage: Eukaryota; Viridiplantae; Streptophyta; Magnoliopsida; Solanales; Convolvulaceae.
GAUGAUUGGAAUAUGCAUAAACGUGUUCUUGCUUUUCGUGAAUUCAAUGAUCGUCACACUGCUGAUAAUAUUUAUAUUCUCAUUGAACGUAUUUUAAUUGAGUAUAAUUUGAUUGAUAAGGUGUUUGCUGUAGGUUUUGAUAAUGCUAGUAAUAAUACUGCUGCUAUACCUAGAUUACGUGAAUUGUGUGGUGCUUCUACAUUGAUGGGUAGAUUUUUUCAUCAACGUUGUGCAUGUCAUAUUCUAAAUUUGUGUGUACAAGAUGGCUUAGCGGCAUUAGGAAAUGCUUUGGAGGUAGUGAAGGGGGGAAUUAAAUUGAUUUGGGCUAACACUCCACUAAAAAUGCAAUGGCGGCAAUAUUUGAAGGAUAGACGCGUGAAUUAUUGUGCUUUUCCUAAAGAUUUGUCUAUUCGUUGGAAUAGUACUUAUAAUUUAAUUCAAGUACUUGUUAGAUAUAAAGAUCAUUUUCCAGCUUUUUUAAGACAAACUUGUAACUAUAUUAUAAACCCGGCUGACAUCGACACUUGUGAAAAAAUUGUUAAUGUUUUGGCAUAUUUUAAUAACGCAACUCUAACUUUUAGUCAUGUUUAUAAACCUACCGCAAACGAAUUUUUUGUUGAAGCUGUUAAUCUCGCCGGCGCUUUUUGUGAAUUUUCCGACGCCGCUUACGUUAGUUAUUUUUGUGAUUUCAUGAAACAAAAGUUUUUAAAAUAUUAUUCACAUAUUCCGCAUAUAUAUGGUAUUGCAUUUGUUCUUGAUCCUCGUUAUAAACUUCCUUACUUGGCAAAUUGUAUAGAUUACUAUUAUGCUUCUUGUUUUCCAACUCAAGAGUUCGAUGAUAAUCCAAUCGACCCUAAACAAGAAUUCAACGAGGUUAGUAAUUUAUUUCAUCAAUUGUAUAAUGAAUUUCAUGCACAAUAUGGUAAUGCACCCCCUCCCAUGCAACGAACAUCUUCUUCAUCUAAAGGAAAAUCACUUUUAAAAUCCACUUUUGGUUCUCUUUUGAAAAAAAGUAGAGCAACUCCCGCUACUGAACAAAGCUCAGGUAACGAGCUUUCUUUGUAUCUAACAUUGAAUGUUGAUUAUGAAGUUGGUGAUGACUUUGACGUUCUUAAGUGGUGGAAGGAAAAUGAAAGAACAUUCCCGAUUUUAUCAAAGAUGGCUAAGCAAGUACUAGCAAUGCCGAUAUCAACCGUUGCCGUGGAACAAGAAUUCAGUGCGGCCGACAACGUCCUAACCGAUUUUAGAACGAGGUUGAGCCCGAGCUCUCUUGAGACACUAGUUUGCUUUCACGAUUGGUUGAAGGCCCAACGAAGAACUCAAGAAAUUACCAUCACUCCCUCCCGCCACUUUAUGGAGGAAACAACCGAAGGCGGAGAGUCCGAUUGAUUUUUUAUUACAAAAUGUAUUACAUUUUUUAAAUUCAUC